Molecule: messenger RNA, 754 nt
Organism: Dicrocoelium dendriticum
Lineage: Eukaryota; Metazoa; Platyhelminthes; Trematoda; Plagiorchiida; Dicrocoeliidae
Source: the annotation of a GenBank genome assembly
CUCCCACUCUGGUCAUGGUUGCAUCGAUCACGUAUUUACUCUUAGUCUGCUGUGGGAGCAGAGACACAUACAAAUAACCGAGCAUGGUGGUUUUCAUAAUGUAAAAGCCACGUUUGACUCUGCUGACGGCGCCAGCUAUCCAUGAAGGGCGUGCCAGCUAAACGCCUUUCUAUUAUGAAGUUUUAGUGGGAUUUUCGAGGCGGUGUAAGGGUAACGGGAGACUGUUUCUUGAGCUCCCAAAGACAAGUGAGGUUCGCUAGAGUUGUCCAUUAUCUUUACAACCGUGAUCGAAAUGAUCAUCUGAUCGACACUUUCAGACUCUACCGAAGUGGAAGUUCUACCAGGCGACCCAUGGACAAACAUGCAGCAUGCAGACGAUAUAGCUCUUAUUGGGUCUGAGGCAGUGACUUUGCAAGCACUACUGUAUAGACUGACGCGUAGCGCCGCACGCUUCGGCAUGUGCACUGCAACUUCAAAGUGCCAAGUACUAUUGCAAGAAUGGACCGGAACACCACCGGUUUUAAAUAUCCGCCAACAGCCACAGGAAGUGGUGGAUCGGUUUACUUACCCUGGUACCCUUGUCACCUCUGGUGGUCACAUCACUGAGGAAGUUACUUCGUGUACCAACAAGGCUCGUGUGGUUUUACAGGGGCCCAACCAUCUAUAAAGACGGCGGAAGAUCAGUCUGGCAGUGAAAAGUUGGGUGUACAACGCUGUGAUAAGGCCGGUCUUACUGUAUGGAUCGGACACUUGG